This is a messenger RNA of Paramisgurnus dabryanus, 2017 nucleotides long. It is a transcript of the gene slc25a55a, whose product is annotated as solute carrier family 25 member 55a. NCBI's taxonomy places the organism in Eukaryota, Metazoa, Chordata, Actinopteri, Cypriniformes, Cobitidae. The record is from RefSeq and is a predicted model, not a curated record. Gene Ontology annotation, molecular function: L-glutamate transmembrane transporter activity; L-aspartate transmembrane transporter activity. Gene Ontology annotation, biological process: malate-aspartate shuttle; L-glutamate transmembrane transport; aspartate transmembrane transport.
ACUCUUCUGCCCCGCCUCCCAUUUUAUAGCUCAGCGGAAAAUUCCACUCAAACAUUCAUUCAAACUUACUCGACGUGGAAGGUUCUGGUAACCAGAAAUUCGUUCAAAUAUUUAAACACCCUAAACGAUUACUGCUUAUUUCUGAGGUGCUUACUUCAUUCUUCACUACAAAGAAGUUUCACAAGUUAUUUGUCUUCAUCGCAUUGCAGAAGUUUUACAAUGACUCAACAGCAGAUGAGCCUUCCUGCCAAGCUGAUCAAUGGUGGCAUUGCAGGCAUUGUUGGGGUCACUUGCGUCUUUCCCAUCGAUUUGGCCAAAACCAGACUCCAAAAUCAGAGACAGGGCCAUCAAGUCUACAAGAACAUGAUUGACUGUCUGGUCAAAACCGUUCGAUCUGAGGGGUACUUUGGCAUGUAUAGAGGUGCCGCAGUUAAUCUCACAUUGGUCACUCCUGAAAAGGCCAUCAAACUGGCUGCCAAUGACUUCUUCAGACACCACCUUUCCAAAGACGGGAAAGGGCUGAAUGUAUUUAAAGAGAUGCUGGCUGGAUGUAGUGCUGGUAUGUGCCAGGUUGUCAUCACCACUCCAAUGGAGAUGCUGAAAAUUCAAUUGCAGGAUGCUGGGAGAUUAGCUGCACAGCAAAGGAAACCAUGCAUCAUUCCCGUUACUAGACUGGCAACCACAAACGCUGUGUUGAGUCGCUCUUACAACGUGCUGCCCAACGCACCCACCGCCAUUUCUGCCACGCAAAUCGCAAGGCAGUUAUUCCACAAAGAAGGGAUUCAGGGACUAUACAAAGGUCUUGGAGCAACCCUGUUACGAGAUGUACCGUUCUCAAUUGUGUACUUCCCGCUCUUUGCUCAUUUGAACAAUUUGGGCAAACCGUCCCCUGACGAAACGGCGCCAUUUUAUUGGUCGUUCAUCUCAGGCUGUGCAGCGGGCUCCAUAGCUGCUGUGGCGGUUAACCCAUGUGAUGUGGUUAAAACCAGACUUCAGUCACUGAACAAAGGCGCUAAUGAAGAAACCUACAGUGGCAUAGUUGACUGUUUCAGCAAAAUCUUGAAGCGAGAGGGACCAUCUGCUCUUCUAAAGGGGGCGGGCUGCAGGGCUCUAGUCAUCGCGCCGCUCUUUGGUAUCGUGCAGGUCAUGUACUUCAUCGGUGUCGGGGAGUACGUCAUGAGCCAGUACACCCUAAAAUUAAUCUCCAACUGAACAGACCUCGGAGUCACCAUGACUGGCAGUCACUGCUAUCUGUACAUUUUAUAAAGAAAGAUAAACAGUUGUUGUGAGAAGGGUAACUUUACUCUGGUUAAGCUCCUAAAGGUUUUUUCAGCCUUACCGCACUUCCUCUACUGGCUCGAUUCAAUGGCUUAUAUGAUAGGCUUUCAGCCAGAAUUUGCACUUGUCGGUAAGGUCACUUCUGAAGAAAAGCGCUUAAGUUUCCAGAAGCAUCUGUGAACGUUUCCUGUAAGUGAGGGAUGGUGUCGCUGCGAUGACACUACAAUCAACAAUGAUCCGUUUUUGUUGACUUCAACAAUUUUUUUUUGUAUAUUUCCAUGUUUUCUAUCUGUUAUUCAGUGUCUGAUGUUAGUUAGACUUUGUCUCUUUAAACUUUCUGGUGCUUGGAGGAGGUUCACAGUUGUUUAAAAUAAUAGUUUUGGCGGAUGUCAUCAAGGUAUUGGACUUUAAACAUCAAACACACCAUUUGUUUUCAUUUCAAUUUAUUAAAGGUGUGUGGUACCAUAUCUUUUGAUUUCUUAAAAGACUCAAUUUAAUGCAUAUCGUAUUUAUGCAACAUCUAUAUAUAUAUAUAUAUUGCAAUUGUUACUUUGCAUUUUUUUAUUGUUACUUUGAUGGACCUUUCAUGUUACAACAACCACCCUAUUUAUGUGCUCUGUUUUUACAAUGCAGUGUUAACCCCAUCCAUCUACCCAAAAUGUGACACUUCAAUGCAACAUGUAUUACCUUCAAUGAAUACUGUAAUGCAACAUUGCAUAAAUAAAACAAUCAAACCAUU